Molecule: messenger RNA, 1338 nt
Organism: Schistocerca piceifrons (Central American locust)
Lineage: Eukaryota; Metazoa; Arthropoda; Insecta; Orthoptera; Acrididae
Product: glycine-rich cell wall structural protein-like
Exons: 1
Coding region: 1-1338 (445 amino acids)
Source: RefSeq, a predicted model, not a curated record
AUGGGGAGGCGAGUAGAAAGAGGAGGAUGGGGAGGCGGAGUAGAAAGAGGAGGAUGGGGAGGCGGAGUAGAAAGAGGAGGAUGGGGAGGCGGAGUAGAAAGAGGAGGAUGGGGAGGCGGAGUAGAAAGAGGAGGAUGGGGAGGCGGAGUAGAAAGAGGAGGAUGGGGAGGCGGAGUAGAAAGAGGAGGAUGGGGAGGCGGAGUAGAAAGAGGAGGAUGGGGAGGCGGAGUAGAAAGAGGAGGAUGGGGAGGCGGAGUAGAAAGAGGAGGAUGGGGAGGCGGAGUAGAAAGAGGAGGAUGGGGAGGCGGAGUAGAAAGAGGAGGAUGGGGAGGCGGAGUAGAAAGAGGAGGAUGGGGAGGCGGAGUAGAAAGAGGAGGAUGGGGAGGCGGAGUAGAAAGAGGAGGAUGGGGAGGCGGAGUAGAAAGAGGAGGAUGGGGAGGCGGAGUAGAAAGAGGAGGAUGGGGAGGCGGAGUAGAAAGAGGAGGAUGGGGAGGCGGAGUAGAAAGAGGAGGAUGGGGAGGCGGAGUAGAAAGAGGAGGAUGGGGAGGCGGAGUAGAAAGAGGAGGAUGGGGAGGCGGAGUAGAAAGAGGAGGAUGGGGAGGCGGAGUAGAAAGAGGAGGAUGGGGAGGCGGAGUAGAAAGAGGAGGAUGGGGAGGCGGAGUAGAAAGAGGAGGAUGGGGAGGCGGAGUAGAAAGAGGAGGAUGGGGAGGCGGAGUAGAAAGAAGAGGAUGGGGAGGCGGAGUAGAAAGAGGAGGAUGGGGAGGCGGAGUAGAAAGAGGAGGAUGGGGAGGCGGAGUAGAAAGAGGAGGAUGGGGAGGCGGAGUAGAAAGAGGAGGAUGGGGAGGCGGAGUAGAAAGAGGAGGAUGGGGAGGCGGAGUAGAAAGAGGAGGAUGGGGAGGCGGAGUAGAAAGAGGAGGAUGGGGAGGCGGAGUAGAAAGAGGAGGAUGGGGAGGCGGAGUAGAAAGAGGAGGAUGGGGAGGCGGAGUAGAAAGAGGAGGAUGGGGAGGCGGAGUAGAAAGAGGAGGAUGGGUAGGCGGAGUAGAAAGAGGAGGAUGGGUAGGCGGAGUAGAAAGAGGAGGAUGGGGAGGCGGAGUAGAAAGAGGAGGAUGGGGAGGCGGAGUAGAAAGAGGAGGAGGAGGAGGAGGAGGAGGAGGCAGAGUAGAAAGAGGAGGAGGAGGAGGAGGAGGAGGAGGAGGCGGAGUAGAAAGAGGAGGAGGAGGAGGAGGAGGAGGAGGCGGAGUAGAAAGAGGAGGAGGAGGAGGAGGAGGAGGCGGAGGCGGAGGCAGAGGAGGCGAGAAGGAAACGGAGGUGGACGAGAAAAAGGAGAAGCAGAAGUAG